GUCCUUCCUGAAGAAAGAUGGGGUCCAUCUGAAUCCAACUGCACAGAGGAAAUACCUCCAAAGUGUCAAGGCUGCAAUUCUAACAGCUUCAAAACAAUUCAAUUAAAAUAAUCAGCAUAAAGAGAAUGGCCCCUAAAAGGAAAGCUUCUCCGAAAACCCUACCAGCUCCAACAGACAAAGUGUCCACUAGUACUGGUCCUGCCAAUGCAAAAAAGAGGAAGUCCACAACAACACCAGCCACUGAACCACAACAAUCAUCGGACAGUCACAUUGACUAUGACAAACUUGCGGCAGCCAUGUUACGGCAAAUGAACUCGCAACAACAGGCGUCACUGCAGACUUCGAAUGUUGUUGGGGAAGAGCACGAGAUUGUGAUACCAACUGGGACAGACACAAAUAUCCAGAGCCAGACAAAUGCUAGUUGUGCUGGAUCAUCAGUUUCCAACCCUCGGGCAAUCUCGGAGCCUAGGAAUACGACGCCAGUUACAAACGAUUGUAACCCAUCACCCAUUAUGACGUUAUUAGAAAAUUUAUUUGGAAAUAAGGGUGAGUGUGUGUCGAAUAACCCAGAUUCUUCUGCUAUAAGGUCAAUCGAUCUAUCAGCAGGCAUCCCGUUAGGAGCAGGUAUCUCGGAUAGAAUUAGAAAUAAGAUCUGGGGGGAAGAAUAUAUUGACUUAAAAAUAUUACUCCCAAAUUAUACUGAGGAGCCAGUCGCUGUAAAUAUCACAGCAGGCUCAUUCAAUAUUAAUCCAGGCAAAACACAAAAAGAACCAUUGUCAAUUGAACAAUGGACUACAUGUUUCAAUACAUUCAUUGCCAUAUAUAUUGUAAAAUCACCAGAAGAAGCAGCAAAUCUGUUGAAAUAUGCCACAACUAUCCAAGAGAUGGCAGCUAACCAUGGGGAUGUGGCAUGGCGUCAGUACGAUGAAUCUUUUCGUCGUCUUAGGCUAGCUCACCGUCCACCAUGGCAAAAGCCAAUAGAUGAACUCUAUACAAAGGCAGCCAACCAAAAGCCUUUUCGUGGCCAACCCCAACAAUCGGGCAAACGUCAACAAAAUGGACAGCGGCCAUUUCGUCCAAAAGUUUGUUUUGCCUACAACAGAGGGAUGCCAUGUACAUCAUCCCCAUGCAAAUUUAAACAUCUUUGUCAGAUCUGUUUCGGAAACCACACCAAAACAAAAUGUUACAAAAGUAAACAAUCCUCAUCAGGGCAAAAAACCUCAUCAGUCAAUCCUUCCCACACCAGUUAAAUAUGACAUUCUUGAGAAGGAAUUAGAGGGUUAUGACCCUUAUUUUAAAUCCCAAUUGAUAUUGGGAUUUUCUCAAGGUUUCUCGAUAGGUUUUGAAGGGGACCCAAAUAUUCUUCAUUCCAAAAAUCAUAAAUCAGUUAGAGAUAACUUGACAGCUGUGUCUGA
Molecule: messenger RNA, 1415 nt
Organism: Pecten maximus
Lineage: Eukaryota; Metazoa; Mollusca; Bivalvia; Pectinida; Pectinidae
Exons: 2
Coding region: 126-1250 (374 amino acids)
Source: RefSeq, a predicted model, not a curated record